CGGGAGCUUAUUUGGCGAGUAUGCAUGCUGGCCACUAGUGACAGGAGUUGCGUUGCUCCAAUACGGCAAGCCGCCGGGCGCUCAAAGCGUGCGUACUGUGUAGGUGUUACCCCUCACCCUUCAUCUGGCAUGCUUGAGCCCAAUGGAACGGCCGGGAUAGGAAAUGUCGAAUGUGCCUGUCAGUCUGCCUACGCCGACGUCCGUCGCCAUUGAUCCACCUAGGCACCGACAUAUUGGAUUGCGGAUUUUCUCAAGUUCAGCUCAGGCUGUCAAUAUUGAGUUCGAAAGACCUGCUUAAGGGCAUAAAUACCUCCAUGGUUUCUCGAGGCCAUCUGGCGGAACCACCAAGUCGAUCGUCACAUUGCACAAACUUGCCCAGGACGGAAUUAUGGGAGGCCAGGGUGACACCGGGACUGCCGCGCCCAUCACGGUUAACGAUGUCGUGUUCACCGAAGCGACCUCUCGGCAGCGCACUCUCUCCUGGGAGCUAAACGGGGCGUCCUGGGCGCCGCCCAUGACCAUCGAGCAGUACGUCGGCCGUGAGACGGGACUCUCGCAAACCGCACUCUCAGCCAACGGCGGAACCAAGUAUUACGUCCUGCACCACAAGUCCGACCCGGAACUCAUUGUCUCGGCCUGCGAGGUAACCGCCAAGCAGGGGCUCGUCGCCGACAAAAACGGCUCCCGCGAGGUGACGGCCUACUCCAUCGCCUCCGUCUUCACCAAUCCCCGUUUCCGCGGGCACGGCAUGGCCUCGCACAUGCUGCGCCACGUGCAGCAGGUCGUGGACAAGGCCGGGGCCGAGUACGGUGCCCUCUACAGCGACAUAGGCCGCGUCUUCUACACCCGGCUCGGCUGGCAGGACCUACGCUCCCCGCAGGUGCUAUUCCAUCUGCGCGACGACCUCCGGAUUCCCCCCGAGGCGGUUACCGGGGUGACCCAUCUCGCUGAAGAGACGGUCGCAUCCCUCUGCGAGCAGGAGGUGGCGACGUGGAAGGAACGCUUCCGGCGAAUCGCGCAACAACGACAACAACAAAACAUCAGCAGUAGCAAUACCACCCACAUUAUCUUCCUCCCCACCCCGGCGCAGUUGUCCUGGCAUUUUGCGCGCGACAAGUACGUGUGUAAAAUUCUCCUCGACCGCGAGGUGGUGCACCGCGGAGCGCAGACGACCGACGGGAAGGCGUGGAUCUCCUGGGACCACGACCUGCGCGAGAAGAAAUUGAAGAUCCUCAAGAUUGUCGUGGGCGGGGAGGAUGAGCCUCCUGCCAAGAGAAAGACGGAUGCCGUGAAAUUGCUGCUUGCUGCCAUGGCGGAAGCUAAGGAGUGGGGUUUGCCCAAGGUGCUGAUGUGGAUACCGGGGGCGGCGGGGGGGAACCACCUGGGCCAGGGGGACUGGGAGUGGGAGUGGGCCACGGCGGCUGCGACCGACAUCUGGCGCGAGUGGGGUCCCCAGGUGCAGGUUGUGUUGGAGGAAAGGGAGGACGGGUCGAUUCCUAGCUUGAGGUGGAUGGGCGGGGAGAGUCUGGAGGAGGUGGUCUGGGAGGAUAGUGAAUAUUAUGCGUGGUGUUGAUUGAAACCCUUGGAAGCUAUAAGUAUUCGUAUAUAAGCUGCUUUACAGCAGCCCACGAAGCACACAACUCGGUGAGAAUUGCUGGACUCAUACUACUGCUUAACGGUGAUUGUUGGGCUCCUAGUGUAACAUUCGAGGCAAGUGCAACAGCC
Molecule: messenger RNA, 1725 nt
Organism: Canariomyces notabilis
Lineage: Eukaryota; Fungi; Ascomycota; Sordariomycetes; Sordariales; Chaetomiaceae
Exons: 1
Coding region: 389-1573 (394 amino acids)
Source: RefSeq, a predicted model, not a curated record